Molecule: messenger RNA, 1073 nt
Organism: Aethina tumida (small hive beetle)
Lineage: Eukaryota; Metazoa; Arthropoda; Insecta; Coleoptera; Nitidulidae
Gene: Spt3
Product: transcription initiation protein SPT3 homolog
Exons: 1
Coding region: 48-953 (301 amino acids)
Biological process (GO): transcription by RNA polymerase II
Molecular function (GO): protein heterodimerization activity; transcription coactivator activity
Source: RefSeq, a predicted model, not a curated record
UUUACCUGUUUUUAAGGUUAGGUUAAUUUUUUAAACUGUUGACGAAAAUGGAUGUGAAACAGGGUCAACAAAAAAUUUCGUACACUAACGAAAUAUCGUUAAUGAUGUUCAGUUUUGGCGACAGUCACAAACCGAAUCCUGAAACUGUAGCUUUAGUGGAAUCCAUUGUUUUGAGUCAACUUAGAACGAUUAUACAAGAAGCGUUGAAAUAUGCCGACGAUUCGAACAUACGUGGGGAGCACUUGGUUUUUUUAAUGAGACACAACAAACACAAAAUGAGAAGGUUUGUUCAAUAUUUAUAUAACAAACAAACAAAGAAACUAAUACAAAACAUGCAGUCAAAAAUAAUUGAUUUGGAUGAAUGUGAUAAGCCAAAAGGUGAGCUCAUGAAAUUCAUUGAAAUGAUUGAUGAAACUGGCGAAUUCACCGACUUGACAGAAAUCGAUGAAGUUAAAUACCAGAGACAGUUAAGAGCUGACAGAAUAUCACAAGCUUUAGAUGAAAAGAAAUACUUGGAAUUCUGCAAGGCUAGAAGUGUAAGUUUCAACAGCAAAAACACUUGCAGAUCAUUAGAGAAAUUGCGUAUGUGGAUUUACCCCAAAACUGAUAUAUCCUUCAACCAAGAUGCUUUAGAUGUCCUCUCAUAUUUUGCUUACCAAACUGUUGCUGAAAUAACUGACUAUGCACUGCUGGUGCGGAUGGAUGGUAAAUACAACCCUGAUCCAAUGAAACCACUAUGUGGAUCAUAUUACACAUCGACGAUGUUCAAUGGAGAGUUCCGCUUUGCGAGAGCCACCACAUCGAAUCCUGAUUAUAGUCGUGUGUACAGUGGACAGCCGCCGAUCAGCGUUAAUGAAAUUAAGGAAGUUAUGCGGAGGGUGCACAUGCCACAGGCUGGCAGGUUGAAUUUUGGCGGAAAAGUACCUGAAACACACUAUUUAUUUGCUUUAUAAUUAGUGUUUGUUGAGUGUGUCAAAUGUCUAUGAUUUAUGAAUUUUUGUUGUGAUAUAUGAAAUUAAAUUUAGUUUGAUAAUAUGUAUUUAUUAUUUUUUAAUAAAACUAUAAUAAUACGA